This is a messenger RNA of Drosophila serrata, 2203 nucleotides long. It is a transcript of the gene Phf7, whose product is annotated as PHD finger protein 7. NCBI's taxonomy places the organism in Eukaryota, Metazoa, Arthropoda, Insecta, Diptera, Drosophilidae. Gene Ontology annotation, cellular component: nucleus. The record is from RefSeq and is a predicted model, not a curated record.
UUCUAGCUAUUUUGCAGAACGAAAGAAAUCGAAAUUUUGUAUCUAUUAUCAAUACAUCGAUUUAAGCGCGGGAAGACGCUCGGUCGAGCGGCGGCAUCCAAGGUGGUCUCGAACAUUUUGCGAAUUUGUUUUGUUUAUAGCGUCGUUUGAACCGACAUGGAGCAACCGUGUGUGCUGUGCUGCAGCAAGGAAGAUGACGAGUCGAUCUUCGGCAAAUUUCACAAGGAAGACGAGGUGGUGGUGCACAGCAACUGCUUGUACUUGAGCUCGAAUCUUGUUCAGAAUGGAGACGAUCGCAACGGCAUCUUGCACUUCCUCAAAAAGGAUAUCAUGAUGGAGACGAGGCGCUGCCGCGUUCUCAGGUGCUUCUACUGCCAGCGCUUAGGCGCCAACAUUGGCUGCUGCCGCAGUAGCUGCCGGCGCAGCUUCCACACCAAGUGCGGCUUCGAAAACUAUGCGGUUAGCCAGUUUACCGGCAGCUUCAACUCAUAUUGCCACCAACACGUACCCAAGUACCGCUUUCGGCCGGGGCCCAAGGAGCAGUGCAUGAUCUGCUUUGAUUCGCUGGUGGCCAAGGGCAAACGAUUCAGUGUGGCAAGGGCACUGCAGUCACCGUGCUGUCGGAACGGCUGGUACCAUCGCUAUUGCCUUCAGAUGUACGCCAACUCGGCGGGCUACUUUUUCAACUGUCCGCUAUGCAAGAACGAGGACAAGUUUGGCGAUGUGGCACUCUUCGGGAUCUCGAUACCAAAUUGUGACGCCUCAUGGGAAUUAGAGCCCAAUGCCUUUGCUGAUCAGUUGCAGCGGGCUCAGCACUGCACGUCGCUCAUGUGCCGUAUACGUCCUACAAACAACAGAGGUAAUGGGGACAACGAUCUGCUCUACUGUAUUAUGUGCGGCUCCAAUCCGAUGCACACCCUUUGCACCUCAGAGACGGCAUCAACGUAUCGUUGUAACGAUUGCAUUGUUGUCAAACCCAGCGUCGCGUCAGGAUCUGCUGAAAGCGAUACAGAAGCCGAUGUAUUUGAGACCUUCAUCGAGCGGCAGACGCACCGGCAUCGGGCCCCCACCACAAGUGGACUCAACGGCACACGCAACCUCCGACACUCUAAGCUGGUGGCCUCCAUGCGCAUCUCUUCCGAAAGCGAAGAUGACGACGAAGACGAUUUCGACAAAGUUUGCGAGAUGCUGAACCAGAGCCGCCAGCUGGCAGCUAAACCUGAACCGGAAACCUCCAGUUCCUCUGCCCAAGCUCCAUCCGACAGACCCGUAACCCGGUGCUCCAGACGUACAAUGCCUGCCACGGUCCCACAUCAAAAUGAAAAUGGAAUGGAAAAGGCGAAGAAACGUCGAGGAUCGUCUAGAUCCCCUAUUGCUGGCCCGCAAAGCAGACGUUUAUUGCAACCCAUUUCCCCGCGAGCCACGGCUGCGCGCUCCAACGUAUUUGUCGCUGAAUCGACACGCCGCCGUACAAUGCCUAGUUCUCGUGAUUCAAGAUAUUCUACCCCCGAGCGUUUCAACAUGGAUGUGUCGUGUGUGGCCAACAGAACCCGGACCCGUUUGCCAACCUAUUUGGCAAACAAGAAAUAAUAUAGGCCUUAGAUAUUUACACCACUGAAGGAAUUUUUGGUUUAAAGAUCUCAAAAGAGUUUUUCCACUGCCCAAAAUGUUCUACCAGUUGAACCAUUUUCCAAUUCAGAUGAUUUCCGAAGUAAUUUGCAAUUCGAAGCAAAGUAUAAUAUAAGCUGCAUUCAUUUAGUUAUUAAAUAAGUUCCUUCCUUAAAUUUUUUUCAAAAGAACGCUAGUGAAUUGGCUUCUACAGCGGUGUGAAACCCCUUUAUAUGGAUCGCAGUGCGAAUCCUAUUCUUUGCUUUAUUUUCGGACUUGAGCUCCAUAAUUCUUUAUUUAUUAUUUAAAAUUACUAUAUUAAAUUAUGCGUUUUUUGUAAAUACAAGAGAGGAACAAAGAGAGAGAUAAUUGAAGGCUUAUAGACUUAAAGCUAGCCCUUUUAGCUUUGUAUUAUUUUGUUAUAUAUAUGAACAUUCCUUUCGGCAGCAAAUAAAAAAAAAAAACCUUACUAUCCGAAUUUCUGUUAAAAACUUAUGUUAAGAAUAACGAUUGAAAUUAGUACGACAAUUUCAAGAACAAUUCAUAAUGUAUUAACGAUGAAAAUCGUAAACAUGAAAUAAAUAUGGUAUUAUUA